AUGGCUAUCUCAACGACGACAUUAUUCCUGUGCGGUCCUCAGGCUCGCCUUCCUGCAUCGCAAGAACUGGAUCAACUCCGAAAAGUCUUGCUGAGCCAUGAGACUCUCUGCGAGUCUCUAAAUUCCACACUCAAAGACCUGCCCAAGCUUUUUGGGCAAUUGACUGCUUCAGAUACCUCGUUGAAACAGGUUCUGGCAGCUGAAUCCAUCGAAUCCCUUUCGCAAUGGCUGAAGUCAGGGAAACUGUCAGUACCAGCAGAUAAGCUUCUGAAUGUUGCCGCAUUACCUUUCGCAGUUCUUUUGCAAAUCACAUUGUAUGUCCAAUACAUGGACAACACGGAUGCUGGAUCUGAUUACACACACACACUUCGCUCUCUACAAAAGUAUGGCGUUCAAGGUUUCUGCACUGGCUUUCUUACUGCUGCAGCAAUUGACUUAUCUGGAAAUGAGGAGCAAUUGGCCGUGAAUGCCGCCACUAGUUUGCGUCUAGCAAUGUGCAUCGGUGCGUACAUUGAUCAAAAUGCUAUGUCUACGGAGUCCUUGAGUCCAGUGUGUGCUCUCUCCGUUCGGUGGAAGCAGGGCCAGUUCUCUAAAGCUCAGCUUGAGGGGAUAUUAAGUGGAUAUUCACACGCUUACAUCUCAUGUAUUACCGACAACACUUGCGUCACCGUCACUGCCCAAGGACGAGACGGAAAGAAGCUCACAGAAGCAUUGAAAGAAGCUGGUCUUCGUGUCAAAACCGUAGAUAUCAAUGGGCGAUUCCACUCAGCUGCCGAUCACACUGCCGCAGCUCAAAAGCUAAAAGCGUUUGCACAAACCGCCAAGGGUCUCCAAUAUCCUGCAAGCUCCCAACUUAAAGCCCCUUUACGGAUGAAUACCACGGGAGAACCAAUAGCUGGUGACGUCUCAAUUACUGAUAUUGCAAUUGAGAGUAUCCUCCUCCAUACUGCUGAUUGGUACACGACUGUGCGGAGCACUUUGGGCGCUUCUUCAAGUGAUAGCCCAAAUGUCAUCACGUUUGCUUUCGAGGAGGGUGUUUUACCUUUGAGUCUUUCACAGAGAAAUGGUACCACAGACGGUAUCAAUGGGGUGAAUGGUAUCCACAACAUUAAUGGUACCAAUGGUACCAACGGGGUUAAUGGUAUAAAUGGGGAGCUAAAAGCAAAAUAUCCACCACAUUCAGUGGCAGUAGUUGGCAUGUCGUGUCGAUUUCCUGGCGCCAAUGACGUGGAUAAAUUCUGGGACCUCCUCUCAUCAGGCGUCUCCAUGGUUCAAAAAGUGCCCGCCGACCGUCUGAAUAUUCACAAUCACAGACUCGCUGACCAUAGCAACACUGAAUUCUGGGGAAACUUCAUCGAUGACCCGGAGAGCUUUGACCACCGUUUCUUCAAGAAAUCAGGACGCGAAGCCGUCUCCUGGGAUCCUGAGAAGCGAGUUCUGCUGGAAGUCGUUUACGAAGCUUUGGAAUCUGCGGGUCAUUUCGGCCCUGCUGGUGAGAACCAGCCGAACGACUAUGGCUGCUAUAUUGGUGCUGUGGCAAACAACUAUUAUGAUAAUGUUGCAUGCCAUCAACCAAAUGCAUACUCUAUGUUGGGAACAUCGCGCGCGUUCUUUAGUGGAAGAAUUGCGCAUCAGUUUGGAUUCUCAGGUCCGGCUAUGACGAUUGAUACUGCAUGUUCUUCAUCUCUAGUGGCAAUAAAUACUGCUUGUCGAGCAAUUCAAUCGGGAGAGUGUUCGCGUGCAAUCGCUGGUGGAACGAAUAUUUUUAGCAGUCCCUACGAUUAUCAGAAUCUGGCUGCCGCAGGAUUCUUGAGCCCUUCCGGUGGCUGUAAACCAUUUGAUGCCUCUGCUGAUGGCUACUGCCGUGGAGAAGGUGUUGCGGCCGUGGUACUUAAAUCUCUCUCAGCUGCUAUUGAAGAGGGUGAUCACGUUUUGGGUGUGAUUGUUGGAUCGGCUGUGAACCAGAAUCACAAUGAUGCUCAUAUCACUGUUCCAUGCUCUUCUUCUCAAACGACCGUUUACAAGAAGGUGCUUAAAUGGUCCACUAAAAAUCCUUGA
Messenger RNA from Sclerotinia sclerotiorum 1980 UF-70, 2058 nucleotides. RefSeq lists its product as hypothetical. The record is from RefSeq and is a predicted model, not a curated record. Bases 1 to 2058 code for a protein of 685 amino acids. Gene Ontology annotation, biological process: fatty acid biosynthetic process; secondary metabolite biosynthetic process. The transcript is spliced from 3 exons. Gene Ontology annotation, molecular function: fatty acid synthase activity; 3-oxoacyl-[acyl-carrier-protein] synthase activity. Lineage: Eukaryota; Fungi; Ascomycota; Leotiomycetes; Helotiales; Sclerotiniaceae.